ACUCAUUACUCCAAACAGAGUCCCCACCUGAAUAUCUCAUCGAAACAUGGGAAACUUAGCAGACUUCUGCCGGCGUUUUUGGUGCCCUAUGAAGAAUCCAAAUGUGCGGGCCAGCCUGCCCGCGGUAUGCUUCAUCUGGCAGAUAGCUAUGAUCAUCUUGUUUGGACUCUUUGUGCGUUACAAUGAAGAAGCGGAUGCACACUGGUCGAUGCACAUGCAGGAGAAGAACAUUACAAGCAAUAUCGAAAAUGACUUUUACUUCAGAUACCCAAGUUUUCAGGACGUGCAUGUGAUGAUCUUCGUGGGUUUUGGUUUUCUCAUGACCUUCUUGAAACGCUACAGCUUCGGUGGGGUCGGGUUUAACUUCCUCAUUGCAGCGUUCGGCAUCCAGUGGGCUCUGCUCAUGCAGGGCUGGUUCCACUCGCUGGACCCUGCUGAUGGGCUAAUCAAGAUCGGAAUUGAAAAUCUCAUCAAUGCCGAUUUCUGUGUCGCCGGAUGUCUCAUUGCAUACGGAGCUCUCCUGGGAAAAGUCAGCCCGGUCCAGCUGAUGGUCUUGACGCUGUUCGGAAUCCCUUUGUUUGCGGUGGAAGAGCACAUAAUUUUGGAUCUUCUCCAUGUUAGGGAUGCUGGUGGUUCGAUGGUCAUCCACACAUUUGGAGCAUAUUACGGUCUAACCAUAUCGUGGAUCCUUUAUCGACCGAAACUGAAGCUCAGCAGCAGCCUUCACGGCUCUGUCUAUCACUCCGAUGUCUUUGCCAUGAUUGGAACUCUCUUCCUCUGGAUGUUUUGGCCCAGUUUCAACUCCGCCAUCUCAGAUCAUGGAGACGGUCAACACAGGGCGGCCAUAAACACUUAUCUGGCACUGGCUGCUUCUGUUCUCACCACGUUUGCCAUCUCUAGUCUUUCAGCCAAGAAGGGAAAGCUGGACAUGGUGCAUAUCCAGAAUGCCACCCUGGCUGCAGGAGUCGCCAUGGGAACUGCAGCCGAGUUUAUGAUCACAACAUACGGCUCGCUGAUAGUUGGAUUCUGCUGCGGGAUCCUGUCCACUUUCGGAUAUCUGGUGCUCACGCCACUUAUGGAAAAGUAUUUGAAGAUUCAAGAUACCUGUGGCAUCCACAAUUUGCAUGCCAUGCCAGGUCUCCUCGGAGGAGUUGUGGGGGCCAUCACAGCGGCAUUAGCCAGUGAGAGUGUAUACGGACAUGAGGGGUUGAUAAACACCUUUGAUUUCAAGGGGGAGUAUGCAAACAGGACACCUGGCACGCAGGGAGGUUACCAGGCCGCUGGUAUAUGCGUAGCUCUUGCUUUUGGAAUCGUAGGUGGCAUUAUCGUCGGUUGUAUCCUGAGGUUGCCAAUUUGGGGAGACCCAUCAGAUGAUAAUUGCUUUGAUGAUGAGGUGUAUUGGGAGUUACCUGAUGAGGAAGAGAGUCUCCCCCCUAUUCUCGAGUACAAAAAUCACACGACCGGCAAAAUCCCAGAGAUGUCGCAGAUGAGCUUCACUGUGGAGCAGAGCUGAUUCAACAAUGAUGCUCAGAGAUCCCCUGACUGACUCUUUUUAAGGAUGAAGUGCUCCUGAUCUGUUCUGUACUGUAAAGAUUCAGUUCAAUGUUAUAUUUAGAUAAUUAAAUAAUAUAUUUUAGUUUAAUAUAUAAGUUGAUGAAUUGACUUCUUUUGAUAAGUGUUAAUAGUUAGGCCUAUUUAUCUAUAGCUGUUAAAGUUGAUUAUGUACAUUAAUAUGUAAAGAUUUUUUUCAAAGUAUUUUUUUUCUACAGUAAAUGUGUUGUUAAAUAUAACCUCAAGCAUUUUUACAUAUAAUGUAUAUAAACAACCUUUACACUGCUUAAAUCUAGGCUUGAUUUCUAAACGGUAAUUUAGAUAAUUUUUUAAACUUACUAUCAAAAGCUGUAUUUUACACCUAUGUAUUGUUGUCUAAUAAAUAUUUUAUUAACCUUGA
Triplophysa dalaica is the source of this 1951-nucleotide messenger RNA. RefSeq names its product Rh family, C glycoprotein a (gene rhcga). The transcript is spliced from 11 exons. Gene Ontology annotation, biological process: ammonium homeostasis; ammonium transmembrane transport. The record is from RefSeq and is a predicted model, not a curated record. Gene Ontology annotation, cellular component: plasma membrane. NCBI's taxonomy places the organism in Eukaryota, Metazoa, Chordata, Actinopteri, Cypriniformes, Nemacheilidae. Gene Ontology annotation, molecular function: ammonium channel activity. The coding region runs from base 47 to 1513 and encodes 488 amino acids.